This is a messenger RNA of Zophobas morio, 3285 nucleotides long. RefSeq lists its product as uncharacterized. The transcript is spliced from 2 exons. NCBI's taxonomy places the organism in Eukaryota, Metazoa, Arthropoda, Insecta, Coleoptera, Tenebrionidae. Gene Ontology annotation, molecular function: nucleic acid binding. The record is from RefSeq and is a predicted model, not a curated record. The coding region runs from base 1 to 3285 and encodes 1094 amino acids. Gene Ontology annotation, biological process: DNA integration.
AUGCUAAACAAAGAAAUUCAUAAAUUUUGGGAAUUAGAAGAAACAGCUGUAAACACCAGUAAUUCCUUUUCCGUGGAAGAACUUACCUGCGAACGGCAUUUCUCAGAAACGGUCAAAAGAGAUAUUAACGGUCGGUUUAUGGUACGCCUACCCUUUAAGAAGGAUAUUACCAUGCUGGGGUUUUCCGAUGUAACCGCCCUAAACCGUUUUAUGGCACUAGAAACUCGUUUGAACAAAAAUAAUUCUCUUAAAGCCGAUUAUACAAACUUUCUAGACGAAUAUUUAGCUCUAGGUCACAUGAAAUUAGUUGCAGGUGAAUCUGAUUUUCACACUAAACAAUUAUAUUUUUUUCCACAUCACGCGGUGAUAAAGAGUUCGAGUACUACCACCCGAGUGCGUGUGGUGUUUGACGGAAGCUGCAAAACAAGUACCGGUGUCAGCUUAAACAAUAUUCUAAUGGUAGGUCCAACUAUUCAACAAGACUUGUUUUCAAUCAUUACGCGCUUUCGGACCUACCAAUUCGCAUUCAGUAGCGACGUAGUAAAAAUGUAUCGUCAAAUAUGGGUCGAUCCUUCAGAUACACCUUACCAAAGGAUUUUUUGGCGCAAGAGUAGUGACAAACCAGUUGAGGUAUAUGAGUUACAGACCGUAACGUAUGGUACCGCGUGUGCCCCAUACUUAGCUAUCAAAUGUUUACAAAAAUUAGCCAUCGAUGAACAACUCGAUUUUCCUCUAGCCUCGACAAUUAUCUUACGCGAUUUCUAUGUUGAUGACUUGCUUACGGGUACUAAUUCAGUCAAAGAAGCCAUAGAAUUACGCAAUCAAUUAAUUGGCGCCUUAAAUAGGGGUGGUUUUCAAUUACAAAAGUGGGCAUCUAAUUGUCCGGACAUUUUGCCCAAUUGUAGUCAAAAUAACGAUGUAGUUAAAUUAGACCAUAACGACGAGGUCAAAACACUAGGUUCAACGUGGAAUUGCAAAACGGACUGUUUAAAAUAUGUCGUGGAAACAAAGCCCGUGGAAAAUACUACUAAACGAUCCAUCUUAUCAAAAAUCGCGAGAAUUUAUGAUAUUCUAGGUCUCUUGUCACCCGUCCUUGUUUUGGGAAAAAUCUUAAUUCAAAAGUUGUGGCUCAUUAAACUCGACUGGGAUGAUCCUUUACCGGAAGAUAUACGACAAACGUGGCUUAAACUUGAACAAGAAUUACCCAUAUUAAACACACUACAAAUACCUAGAAAGGUUGUAUCAAAUCAAUACAAUAACGUCGAAAUUCAUGGAUUUUGCGAUGCGUCCAUGUCGGCUUAUGGUGCCUGUGUUUAUAUCCGAACGUUGGACUUAAACACAAAUUCGUACAAAACAGAAUUAUUAUGCCCACGAUCACGUGUUUCUCCAUUAAAAACUAUCACACUGCCUCGACUAGAACUUUGCGCAGCCGUGCUAUUAGCCCGCUUAAUACACAAAUUAUUACCUACAAUAAAUCUAAACAUAACAACGCAGUAUAUGUGGACAGAUUCAUCAAUAGUGUUAUCUUGGUUAGCAUCAUCGCCAAGUACCUGGAACGUUUUCGUUGCAAAUCGCGUUGCUGAAAUAAGCACAUUAACGAGUAUUUCUAAUUGGCAUCACGUUAAAUCUGCUGAUAACCCUGCAGACAUUGUCUCAAGAGGUAAAUUACCUAGUAAACUUAUUACGUCUGAUUUGUGGUGGCACGGUCCACAUUGGUUAUCAAAAAAUAAGUCAGAAUGGCCAGCUUCAUUCGUUAGUUCAAAUGCACAAAAUGUACCAAUUUUAGAAAAACGCGCCAAGUUGAAAAUUUUGGUGGUGACCAAUAACAACGUACUUCCAUUGUUAACAAAAUAUUCAUCCUUCGAUAAACUCCAGUCAGUACUAGCAUAUUGUCUUAGAUUUAUUCACAACUAUGUAGUUGAUCGUAACAAUAAAUUAUCAGGUCCAUUUUCAACUAAAGAAUUAAAUGACGCAACCAACAAAAUCAUUAAGUUAGUCCAAGCAUCAGAAUUUCUAAGUGAAAUACAUGACUUACAGCGUGGCAGAGAAAUUAACAAGUUAAGCAAACUACUUAAAUUAGAUCCAUUUUUAGACAAAAGGGGUAUUUUAAGAGUGGGAGGUCGCCUAAUCAACGCGGAUAUCAAUUAUGAGCAAAAAUUUCCAAUCGUUCUACCAUCGAAACAUCACGUGACCAAGUUGAUUAUUCUUAAAACACAUAAGGAGCAAUUACACGCAGGUCCAGCAGCGACUCUUGCUGCUGUUCGCGAAAAAUAUUGGCCGAUUGCAGGCAGAUCAGUAGUUAGAAAUUUGCUACACAAAUGCUAUGUUUGUUUUCGAGCAAAUCCGCAAUCUAAUGAUCAAUUAAUGGGCAAUUUGCCUGCUCUGAGAGUGCAGCCAUCAAGUCCUUUUCUUAAUUGCGGCAUAGACUAUGCAGGACCCAUUGUUAUGAAGGAAGGUGGCCGUCGUAGUAAAAAAACCACCAAAGUUUACAUUGCGUUAUUCAAAUGUUUUGCAACGAAGGCUGGCCAUAUAGAAUUAGUUACUGACUGCACUUCAGAAGCAUUUUUGAGUACACUAAAACGAUUCAUGGCGCGAAGAGGCAAAAUUUCAACCAUUCAUUCUGACAAUGCGACUUAUUUUACAGCAGCAAAUAAAGAACUAAACAAAUUAUUCCAUUCUUCACAAUUUGAAAGCGAAGUAGUUCAAUCUCUAGCAAAAAAUAAUAUUAAAUGGUACUUCAUACCAGCACGCUCUCCUCAUCGCGGCGGUUUUUGGGAGGCAGGUAUCAAGUCGAUAAAAUAUCAUCUAAAACGUGUUGCGAGUAAUGCUUUAUUGACGUAUGAGGAGCUCUAUGCGCUUUUGACGCAGAUUGAAGCAUGCAUCAACUCCCAACCCCUGACUCCAUUAUCCUCUGACCCGAGCGAUCUCACGGCCUUAACUCCUGGGCAUUUCCUCAUCGGCGGAAAAUUAACAACCUCAGUCGAAGACGAUGUUACAAUGGCGCAAAGCUUUUGGAAGCGCUGGUCAGGGGAGUUCCUAAACACGCUGCAACAAAGAAAGAAGUGGAAUCGCACUGCUAAAACAGAGGUGAAGCCAGGACUUCCCGUUCUACUACGCGAAGACAAUCUCCAUCCGAUGUGCUGGCGAAUGGGAGUCGUCAUGGAGACACAUCCAGGAAAAGAUGGGAUCGUCCGGACAGCCACCAUCAGGACAUCAUCGGGACCUGUCGUGCGGGCCACAAACCGAAUCUGCCUGUUCCCCAUCGACGACGACACCCAGGUUUGA